ACCGUCGUGCGCUCCGUUCAUCUGCGCUGCCGCGGUUCUUUUCUUCUCUCUGCCACAAAAUAAUAGUAAUCGAGUCUCACUAUCGGAAAUGCGCUCAGGAGCGACCAGCGGUGCGGGAACGGGACGCGAUUCCGGUACCGAAGUGUCAAAGGUCUGAUUUUACCUGCAGCGACUCCUCCGGUUUCACUGCAGGACGCCACACUGCGUCAGCAACAGCUGCCCUGCAGCCCCGGGCUGGAAGGAGAAGAAUUGCGUCCUCAGUGUAAGACUUGGAAGAAGACAUUGUUUUAUUUUUCUGUUUUCUUGGAUUCUGUGGAAAUAUUUCUGUUCCCGUGCAAGCUCCUUCUAGGGAAACCCCGGCAAGGCGGUAUCCCUUCGCAAUGCAAAGAUGGCGCCGCUGCUUCCUCCCCCAGGCACCGAUGCGUUUCGCCCCUUUACUCGGGAAUCACUGGCGAAGAUCAAGAGGCUCAAGGAGGAAAGGAAAAAAGCAGCAGAAGUAAAGGCUGAUGACGAGGAAGAACCAGCAACCCCGAAUGCUGAUCUGGAGGCAGGCAAGGGUCUGCCCAUGAUCUAUGGGGACCCUCCACCAGAGCUGCUCAACACACCCCUGGAGGACAUAGACCCCUUCUAUGAAACACAGAAAACAUUCAUUGUGAUCACCAAAGGAAACACGAUCUUCAGGUUCAACGCAGAACCGGCGUGCUACAUUCUGAGCCCCUUUAGUUUGGUUAGGAGAGGAGCCAUCAAAAUUCUCAUACAUUCAUUAUUUAGCAUGUUCAUCAUGAUUACAAUUCUAUCGAAUUGUGUGUUCAUGACGAUGAGCAACCCACCAGUAUGGAGUAAAACUGUUGAGUAUGUUUUUACUGGUAUUUAUACCUUUGAGGCAACAGUUAAAGUGUUGUCUCGAGGUUUCUGUGUUGGAUCUUUUACAUUCCUUCGAGAUCCAUGGAAUUGGCUGGAUUUCAUGGUGAUCAGCAUGGCUUACGUCACUGAGUUCGUUGACCUCGGCAAUGUGUCUGCUCUGAGGACGUUUCGUGUUCUUCGAGCCCUUAAAACAAUUACUGUGAUUCCUGGUUUGAAAACAAUUGUAGCUGCUUUGAUCCAGUCAGUGAAGAAAAUGGGGGACGUGAUGAUUCUGACAGUCUUCGCCCUUGCGGUUUUUGCACUCGUCGGUCUUCAGCUUUUUAUGGGAAACCUGCGACAGAAAUGUGUGCGAUGGCCCAUCCAAACAAAUGACACCAUGUUUGAAAUCUUUAACGCCACCUCUUCAUUCAAUAACACAGUGGACUUUAACAACACAACUGGUUUCAAUGAUACAUAUACCAACAGCACCUUCAAUUUCACAGCAUAUAUUGAAAACUCAGAGAAUCACUACUUUCUGGAAGGCAGCCAAGAUGCUCUGAUUUGUGGAAACAGCUCCGAUGCUGGGAAGUGCCCCGAAGGAUACACAUGCAUGAAGGCUGGGAGGAACCCAAACUUUGGCUACACCAGCUUUGAUUCUUUUGGCUGGGCCUUCCUUGCCCUCUUCAGGCUCAUGACCCAGGACUACUGGGAGAACCUUUUCCAGCUGAUCAUGAGGGCAGCUGGUAGGACAUACAUGAUGUUCUUUGUAGUCGUUAUCUUUCUGGGCUCCUUCUACCUCAUCAAUCUUAUCCUGGCUGUGGUAGCCAUGGCUUAUGACGAACAGAAUCAGGCAACUCGGCAAGAGGCCAUUGAAAAAGAGGAGGAGUUCCAGCGGCUACUAGAGCAAGUCAAGAAUCAAGAGCAGGCUAAGAUGCUCGGUAGCCAAGGCACUCUAACCAGCAAGAACUCGCUCAGCCAUCAUACUGGGUCCGAUUUGGCAGAUGAUGAACAGAGCCUCGACCGUGAUGAAAUUGUCAAAGAUUGCAAUGGGAGAAUUGUUCCACGUCUUAUUAUCAGAGCACCUACCAUGAAAGAGUCUGCCAUGGAUUAUGAAUGCAGAGAGAAGUCACUGGGCUCCGUUCACAGCAUGCUUCAACUGGACGAACCAUGCAUGACAGAGAGAACUGCUAGUGCUCUGACUGUGCUCACUGCAGCUGCCAUGGAAGAGUUGGAGGAGGCUCAGAGGCCAUGCCCACCUGGCUGGUACAAAUUUGCUGACCUUUUCCUGAAGUGGGACUGCUGUGCCCCCUGGGUGGUCUUUAAAAAGUGGGUAUACUUUGUUGUGAUGGACCCUUUUGUUGACCUGGCUAUCACUAUCUGCAUUGUGCUCAACACCCUCUUCAUGGCCAUGGAGCACUACCCCAUGACCCCGGAGUUUGACUAUAUGCUGUCUGUGGGGAAUCUGGUUUUUACAGGUAUUUUCACAGCAGAAAUGGUCUUCAAGCUUAUUGCUAUGGAUCCCUACUACUACUUUCAAGUUGGCUGGAACAUAUUCGACAGCAUCAUUGUCACACUCAGUCUGGUGGAGUUGGGGCUGGCAAAUGUUCAGGGUCUGUCAGUCCUCAGGUCAUUCCGUCUGCUUCGAGUUUUCAAACUGGCAAAGUCCUGGCCCACUCUCAACAUGCUCAUCAAGAUCAUUGGUAACUCAGUAGGGGCUUUAGGAAACCUGACUUUGGUGCUGGCCAUCAUUGUCUUCAUUUUCGCCGUCGUGGGCAUGCAGCUCUUUGGCAAGAACUACAAAGACUGUGUGUGCAAGAUCUCCUUGGACUGUGAAUUGCCGCGCUGGCAUAUGAACGACUUCUUCCACUCAUUUCUCAUCGUGUUUCGCAUCCUGUGCGGGGAGUGGAUCGAGACUAUGUGGGACUGCAUGGAGGUUGCCGGAACUGGGAUGUGUUUAGUUGUCUUCAUGUUGGUCAUGGUCAUUGGAAAUCUAGUGGUGCUGAACCUCUUUUUGGCCUUACUGCUCAGCUCGUUCAGUGGAGACAACCUUUCUGCAGGAGAAGAUGACGGAGAGAUGAACAAUCUCCAGAUUGCCAUUGGCAGGAUCACACGGUUCAUCGACUGGUUUAAAGCAUUCAUCAUUCAAACUGUCUUGCGGACUCUUGGCAGAAAGCCCAAGGAGCCUGACGAGGGCCCUGCUGAUGACGUCGACCCUAAAACGGAAGGAAUUGAAAUGAACCAUUUGGACACCGGUCAGACUUUGAAACUGCCAGAUGGGAUAUCAGAUUGCCUAGUUGAAGGCCGGCCUUCUGGAUUUAUUGUGGCUGGAGAGUUUAGUCUUAGUGUGCCAAUUGCCCAGGGAGAGUCAGACUCUGAAAAUCUGGGAGAGGACAAUGAGGAUGAUGAAGAUGAAACCAGUGAUUCCAAUGAUGAUAAUCACUCUGAGAGUUUAGAUGAGGGACAUAGCCAACAGAAUACCGAAAAUGUGAAAGAUCAAAUUAGUAUCCCAGGAAAUAUCAAACUGAUGGGUGCUCGGAAUGAUGAGGAUUCUUCAGUAUGCAGCACAGCGGACUAUCAACCACCUGAGCCUGAACCGGAAAUAGAAGAGCCAGAGCCACUGGAGCCAGAGGCGUGCUUCACUGACAACUGUGUGAGGCGCUGGCCAUGUCUGAUGGUGGACAUCACCCAAGACAAAGGCAAAAAAUGGUGGAACCUCCGCAAGACCUGCUUCACUAUUGUGGAGCAUGAUUGGUUUGAAACCUUCAUAAUCUUUAUGAUCCUCCUCAGCAGUGGAGCUCUUGCUUUUGAAGAUAUAUACAUAGAAAAGCGCCGAACGAUCAAAAUAAUUCUGGAGUAUGCUGACAAGAUUUUCAGCUACAUCUUUGUCAUCGAGAUGCUCCUUAAAUGGGUUGCAUAUGGCUUCAAGACCUAUUUCACCAAUGCCUGGUGUUGGCUAGACUUUUUCAUUGUAGAUAUUUCCCUGAUUAGUUUAGUUGCCAACUGGAUGGGCUACUCUGACCUUGGGCCAAUCAAAUCCCUCAGAACCCUCAGAGCACUAAGGCCUCUUCGAGCUCUAUCAAGAUUUGAAGGGAUGAGGGUGGUGGUAAACGCUCUUGUUGGAGCAAUUCCCUCCAUCUUCAACGUGCUACUCGUGUGUCUGAUUUUUUGGCUCAUCUUCAGCAUCAUGGGAGUUAAUUUGUUUGCUGGGAAGUUCUACCGCUGCAUCAACACCACAUCGGAGGAGCUUUUCCCCAUCACUGAAGUCAAUAACCGGAGCGACUGCAUGGCCAUCAAAGAAGUGACACAGGACGCCCGCUGGGUCAACAUGAAAGUAAACUAUGACAACGUUGGACAAGGCUACCUGUCCUUGCUUCAAGUGGCAACUUUUAAAGGUUGGAUGGACAUCAUGUAUGCUGCUGUUGACUCAAGAGAGGUUGAAGAGCAACCAUCCUACGAAAUCAACCUCUACAUGUACAUGUACUUUGUCAUCUUCAUUAUCUUUGGCGCUUUCUUCACACUUAACCUCUUCAUUGGUGUCAUUAUUGACAACUUUAGUCAGCAAAAGAAAAAGUUUGGAGAUGAAGACAUCUUUAUGACUGAUGAACAGAAAAAGUACUAUGAAGCCAUGAAGAAACUUGGUUCCAAGAAGCCACAGAAGCCAAUUCCUCGUCCAACGAACCUAAUCCAGGGCAUAGUGUUUGACUUCAUCAGUCAACAAUUCUUUGACAUCUUCAUUAUGGUCCUCAUUUGCCUCAAUAUGGUGUCCAUGAUGGUGGAAACAGAUGACCAAAGUGCAGAGAAGGAGGAUUUCCUCUUUAAGCUAAAUGUGGCUUUCAUUGUGGUCUUCACUGGAGAGUGUGUGUUGAAGGUCUUUGCCCUGCGGCAGUACUACUUCACCAAUGGAUGGAACAUUUUUGAUUUUGUCGUGGUCAUCUUGUCAAUAGCUGGUACGAUGCUCUCAGACCUAAUUGAGAAGUACUUUGUGUCACCAACUCUUUUCAGGGUGAUCAGACUGGCCAGGAUAGGCAGGAUUCUACGUCUUAUUAAAGGAGCUAAGGGCAUUCGGACGCUUCUAUUUGCCCUGAUGAUGUCCCUACCUGCUCUAUUCAAUAUUGGUCUCCUACUCUUCCUCAAUAUGUUCAUUUUCUCUAUAUUUGGGAUGUCAAACUUUGCCUAUGUCAAAAAGGAGGCUGGGAUUGAUGAUAUAUUUAAUUUUGAAACAUUUGGAGGAAGUAUUAUCUGCUUGUUCCAGAUUACAACAUCUGCAGGCUGGGAUGGACUUCUACUUCCGAUGCUGAACCGGGAGCCUCCAGACUGUGAUCCAGAUUUUGAGCAUCCUGGCACGAAUGUAAAGGGCAAUUGUGGAAGCCCUGGCAUGGGCAUGAUGUUCUUCUGCAGUUACAUCAUCGUCUCAUUCUUGGUGGUGGUCAACAUGUAUAUCGCGAUCAUCUUGGAGAACUUCAAUGUGGCACAGGAGGAAAGCAGUGAUCCACUCUGCGAGGACGACUUUGAGAUGUUCAAUGAGACAUGGGAGAAAUUUGACAUUGAUGGAACUCAGUUUAUUGAGUAUAGCCAGCUCUCAGAUUUUUGCGAUACCUUGCAGGAGCCACUGAAGGUUGCCAAACCCAACCUGUUCCAACUGAUUGAAAUGGAUCUCCCCUUGGUUGCUGGAGAUAAGAUCCACUACUUGGAUGUGUUGAUGGCUGUCACUCAGUUGAUCUUGGGAGACACAGUGGAGAUGGAAGCAAUACGGAAUAGCACUGAGGAAAAAUUUAAGGAUAGCAAAGACACCUUUGCACCAGUUAUCACAACGGUGCGCCACAAAGAAGAGCAGAGAGCUGCUGUGGUUAUUCAGAGGGCUUACCGCAGCCAUCUUCUGAGGCGCUGCUUAUGCCAUGCAGCUUUUAUGCAUCGAUCUAAGAAGAUGGGGAGAAAGAAAGAAGGUGACGAUCCACCAGAAAAAGAAGGGUUGCUUGCACGAAGGUUAGGGGUUCUCUAUGGGAGUAAUGCAGAGCUUGCUGAGGAAAUGGAGCAAGCUGCUUUAGAAACUUUGGCAAGACAACAGCCCUCUAAUCCUGAGGCACUGUCACAUUACAGAGAUGCACGGUGCUGUCCAGAAACCCCUGAGCAAAAUAUUGUUGUUGUUCCUGUAGAAGUCACUAGUGAGGUUUUAUUGCAUUCUGCCCCCAACCAACACCUCUUGACUCUACAAGCAAACCUGAGAGAGUCAGUUGUAUAGUAAACUGCAUAAUAUAAUUAUUUAUG
Oreochromis aureus is the source of this 6108-nucleotide messenger RNA. It is a transcript of the gene scn4aa, whose product is annotated as sodium channel, voltage-gated, type IV, alpha, a. Gene Ontology annotation, biological process: neuronal action potential; membrane depolarization during action potential; sodium ion transmembrane transport. Gene Ontology annotation, cellular component: axon; plasma membrane; voltage-gated sodium channel complex. The coding region runs from base 389 to 6082 and encodes 1897 amino acids. The record is from RefSeq and is a predicted model, not a curated record. The transcript is spliced from 27 exons. Lineage: Eukaryota; Metazoa; Chordata; Actinopteri; Cichliformes; Cichlidae. Gene Ontology annotation, molecular function: protein binding; voltage-gated sodium channel activity; calcium ion binding.